AUGGAAGAAUUGAGCCAAAAAAUACGAUCGAAACCCCAAAUCUAUAGUCUAUAUGCUGUGCUUAUCCUCUUCCUUUAUAUUCUUUUCCUCUUUAGGAAAAUAGAUGCUGGCUGUUUUUCUAUGGCUACACAAACUAGUCAUGUCUUCCACAGUCAAGAUAAUAACUUUCUGGAAAAUCAUUGCGUGAGGAAAAACAUGGACAGACAUCCAAAGAAGCAAUUGAACCAGAAGGUUAUGAAUGGACUUGGCCAAGAUCCAGACGAUGGAUUACUGGUCACACACAUUAACCAGACACAGGACUUACUGAGGCUGCAGGGGAGCGAGACCCAGUCUUCAGCUGGGGAGGACUCUGAAGACUGGCUUUCAACUCAUAGUUUAAAAUUCGAGAAGCUCACCUUAGCUGAUCUGAUCAAUCAGGGCACAGCAGUGCUGGAAGAAGGCAGCAAUAUCAUGCAGAAAGUGCAUUUCUCCAGCCAGACCAUCUGCCAUUUUGAAUCAAAGCUUUCUGAAGUUAUUGAAGCCUACCAGCAGAGAAUGCAGUGGCUCGCAGAAAACAGCAAGAAGGCCUUUGGCCUCAUCAAGGGGACCAGAGUCGGGAUUCUCGUUGAUGUGUCAGCCGCCAGCAGUGGCCCUCAGAAAGAGGAGUUCCAGAGUGACCUCGUGAGCCUCAUUGAUGAGCAGCUGAGCCAGAAGGAGAAGUUGUAUGUCCUGUCCUUCAGCAGCACCGUCAGGCCCCUCUGGCCAGAGCCUGUGGAAGUCAGUGCCUCCACCCUCCAGGAGCUCAAGCUCUGGGUGAAGGACCUGCAGCCUGACGGAGGCAGCAAUUUGCUACAAGCCCUGAAGAAGGCCUUCUCUCUCAGGGAGCUGAAUUCCCUGGUGACUAUAAUGAGAAGCUGCCCAGAUCAGCCUUCUGGCAUCCUGUCUGAUUACAUCCAGCAGGCCACAGUGGGAAGGGGCAUCGCUGUCCAUGUCAUCACCUACAGAUGUGACAGUCAGGUGCCCUCUGCAGUCCUGAAGAACCUUGCUGAAGGUCUUGGGGGUGACUACCACUGCUACAGCCCUGAGACAGAGCUUUACAGCAGCCGGGACAUGGAUGAGCUCCUUGCAGAAAUCCAGAAGGCCCAGGGCAUCCUGGGCCAUGUCCAAGCCCUGCACCGCAGCAGCCCCAGCGAGGAGCUAACCUGCAUGGUCAACGAGAUUUCCACGGAGGUUGCAAAAGGGCCGCUCAUAUGUCUCUUGCCGAAACCCCCAAAGCAUGAAGCUCCUCUCACCAUUGAGUUCCCAAACUUGGACAAGACUUCUGCAGAAUGGCUAAAGACCAAUGGCCUAAAAGCCAAGAAAUUAAGCCUUUAUCAGGUUCUGGCACCCAACGCAUUCUCUCCCGUGGAAGGAUUUGUGCCUAUUCUUCAGAAAACGGUAUCAUCAACUAUCCAUGAGAAGGCAAUGGUACAAUUCGAAUGGCACGACGGGACAGUGAAGAACCUCCAUGUGGACCCACCCUUCCUCUACGAGUACCAGAAACAGCUCAGCAGAGCAAUGCGCACGUAUGAGAGAAGGAUCGAGUGGCUCUCUCUGGCCAGCAGAAGGAUCUGGGGCACUGUCUGUGAAAAAAGGGUGGUUAUCCUGCUCGAUCUCUCUGGGACCAAUUCCAUGUACAUUAUUCAUAUCCAGCACUCCCUGCGCCUGCUGUUGGAGGAGCAGUUGGCCAACAAGGACCACUUCAACCUCAUCGCGUUUGGAAGCACUAUCGAAAGCUUUAGGCCAGAGAUGGUUCCCGUGACCCAGGACAACUUACAAAGCGCCUGGCGGUGGGCCCUGACCCUGCGGUGUGGGGGCAGCAGGAACGUCCUCAGCGCCCUGCGGAAGGCUGUGGAAGUGGACUUCAAGGACAAGGACAAACACCGAUCGCAGGGCAUCUACCUCUUCACAGGGGGCAUCCCUGACCAGGACAUGCCUACACUGAGCGCCUACCUGGCUGAGGCCUGUGGGGGCUGCGACCUCUCGCUGAAUGUGUGUCUCUUCUACGUGGGCGAGCCACAUAUGGACACUACACCCCCCGCCUGCUAUGCCAGCCGCACCGACACUGCUGCUGCCUACAGGGAGGUCACCCGGGCUGCUGGUGGCCGCUUCCACUGGUUCGGAGACACAGGCAUCUAUGAGAGUGAUGACAUCAAUUACAUUGUGUCUGAAAUGGAAAAGGCUCUCAACUACUCCCAAAAGUGUGCCUUGCUAGUGGCCUCCCUGAAGAACCAUUCAGGAAAAAAACUGGAAAGUGCAGCCGUUCCGAAAGGAGAGCUGAAGAUGCUCAAGCAAAGAAGUCAGUCCCAGAAACUCUGUCCACCCAAGCCCGCAGGCCCCUCCGCGGCCAGAAUGAACAUUCCAGGUGACCCUGACAGAGAGAAGAGCCCCCCCUUGAAAUCUCUGAAAUGGUAUCCACCCAGUGGCAGAGCGGGCAUCUCACCAGUUGCAGCCCAGCCAGGGAAAGAAGGGACGGCAGAACGGAGGAGGAAGACCAAGUCAAGAGAAGCAGAAACAUCCCUCUCACUGUUCUAUAUGGAGACGGGGAACAACGUGGGUUCCGUGUAUAAAAAGUACCCUCUAAGAAGGAGUGUAAGAAGGACUAACUCUUCAAUCGACUUACCCAGAAAGGAUACAGUUUGCUCAAGCCAAGAGUGGGUAGCAAAGUAUGGACUAAAAAAGCUGAAGAUGGAGCUCUCCAGAUGCGUCGGUCCCCGCUGUGCUCAUCAAAAAUCAGCGCAGAGGCCAACGUCGGCCAAAUACUGCAGCGUCUUCCCCAGCAUAGAGAUCAAUGGAGUGGUGAGACACCUUCAGUGGACGCUCAGGGAAGUGGAAGUGUACAUUGCGUGCUUGGAGAAGGUGAUGAGGCGCUACGUCCAGAGGCUGCAGUGGCUGCUGUCUGGGAGCCGCAGACUGUUUGGCGCCAUUUUGGAGAGCAGAGUGUGCAUCCUGGUGGACACAUCGGGGUCCAUGGGCCCCCACCUGCAGCAGGUGAAGACUGGGCUGAUCCUGCUGAUUUGGGAACAGCUCAGGAAGCACUGUGACAGUUUUAACCUGCUCGGCUUUGCAGAGGGCCUUCAGCCGUGGCAGGACACUCUGGUAGAGACCACGGAUGCAGCAUGUCAUGAGGCUAUGCAAUGGGUGACCCACCUGCAGGCUCAUGGGGGCACCUCAGUCUUGCAGGCAUUGCUGAAAGCUUUCAGUUUUCACCACCUGGAAGGACUGUACCUCCUGACUGAUGGGAGGCCAGACACAAGUUGCAGCCUUGUUCUGAAUGAAGUGCAGAGACUCAAGGAGAAAAGAGAUGUGAAAAUCCACACCAUCUCCUUGAACUGCUCAGACAGGCCAGCGGAUGAGUUCUUGAGGAAGCUGGCUUCCUUCACUGGGGGGCGCUACCACUGCCCUGUUGGUGAUGACACGCUCUUCAGAAUUCACGGCCUGUUGACCAAAGGCUUCAUCAAUGAAAAGGACCCUGAGUUGCCACAGUUUGAAGGAGAUGAUUUAAGAAGACUGGCCCAGGAGGUCACCAAGGCCAGGAGAUUCCUCUUACAGGCCCAGUCCUUCAGAUCUCAAUUCCAGAAGAAAGACAACGUGGAACCAAAGGUUGGUCUUUUUUUAAGAAGUGUUCUCAGGUCCAAGGUUGUCACUCGCUGGGAAGACCUGCCUCCAUCCCCCUUCCUGAACGUCCUUCUUGUCACACUCUGCCUGCGCCCUCAGGAUGAAGUGUUCUCCUGUCCAUCUGCGCAUCCCCAGAACCUGCCACAUGGCAGACACAAACAGCACCCAGCUGAGUUCUGGGAACCCAGCUCUGGAAACUGGCCCAAUACCUUGCUUCUACCCUGAUCCUCUCUGUGCUCGCCACAAUCCUGAUCCUCAAAGGCCAAUGCAGAUUCACUGUCAGCCCUUCUUAUGGAAAGAAGAAACAAGUGAUCCUCACUACCCUGCACCCCUGCUCUACCGUACGGAGCUAAAGGCCACUCUGGAACCCAGUCCAGAGCAAAAUGUUCGGCUCAAACAUGCGAAAAUCGGGCUGGUCUUCUGAGCACAGCCCUGCUGUGUACAUAUAAAAUGAAUGUGUCAUAUAUAUGCUAUCUGAGGACAUUUCAUAAAAGAAAUGAAAGGGACAGCUUUUAUUUCA
Messenger RNA from Tupaia belangeri chinensis (Chinese tree shrew), 4156 nucleotides. RefSeq names its product von Willebrand factor A domain containing 3A (gene VWA3A). Lineage: Eukaryota; Metazoa; Chordata; Mammalia; Scandentia; Tupaiidae. The record is from RefSeq and is a predicted model, not a curated record.